Cercopithifilaria johnstoni is the source of this 1380-nucleotide messenger RNA. NCBI's taxonomy places the organism in Eukaryota, Metazoa, Nematoda, Chromadorea, Rhabditida, Onchocercidae. The record is from the annotation of a GenBank genome assembly.
AUGAAGAGAGCUGAUCGUUUGCGCGAGAUUGAAGAGGCUGAUGGUGUGGUUGCUGAGAAAUGCAAAAUUUUGGCUGAUUUACUAAAGAAAUCAAAAUGCACUGUCGUUUAUACUGGAGCCGGAAUCAGCACGGCGGCAUCAAUACCAGAUUAUCGUGGUCCUAAUGGUGUUUGGACAUUGGCUGAAAAAGGAAUCGUAUCUUUCAAAUGUGCAAAUCCGGUGGAAUCGGGACCAACUGCAAGUCAUAUGAUAUUAAAGGAGAUGUGUCGGAGCGGAUUGGUGCGUCAUAUAUUGUCACAGAAUUGCGAUGGUCUUCAUUUGCGUUCAGGCUUACCACAAAAAAUGCUUUCUGAAAUCCACGGAAACAUGCAUAUUGAAGUAUGUCAACAUUGUGAACCACCACGACAGUACGUCCGACCUUUCGAUGUCACUGAAAAAAGUCAGUUCAGGCGUCAUGGCACUGGCCGCAUGUGUGUGGUAUGUAAUAAUGAAUUAACGGAUACAAUUGUGCAUUUUGGUGAGGCUGGUAAGGUACCAUGGCCAUUAAACUGGAAUGGAAUUAUUUCCUUAAUGGGUCGGUGUGAUCUCAUAUUAUGUAUAGGAACAAGUUUAGCUGUCCUCAAGGAAUAUCAUUUUUUGUGGCCAAAACCAAAAAGUGGUACACAGAUAGCGAUUAUAAAUCUGCAAUGGACACCGAAGGAUAGGUUAUCUUGUUUGAAAAUUAAUGCAAAAUGUGACGUCGUCAUGGAAAAACUGGCGGGUCUUCUGGGAAUUCCAAAUAAUCGUUAUUGCCGGAACUGUGAUCCGGUGCUUAAUCCAAAACGGAGUGUACGUGUUUGGGAGUUAAGAGAACGCUUAACGGACUGUACUUGUCGAAACCGCAUAUCACGUUCAACUGUUCAACAGCAACCUUCAGAGGGUAUUCCUGGAUGGUGGGCAUUUGAAAUUCAGAAAGCAAUAAAGAGAUCUUCACAAACAUCUCGUGGAAGCUCUGGAAAGCGUCAUUGCUCGAACAGCUCCCAUCGCAAUGAUUCCUCAAAUGCUGCUUGUGAUUUAGUUUCGGGAAGUUCAGGGGAUGCAAGGAACGCCUUAGAUAGUAUGCUGUUAUCGACAAAAGAACAAAACAACGAAUCAGUGAAUGAAAAAGGAAUAUUGCCAAGUGGCAGCGAAAUAAAUCCAAAAAUUUUUGCCAAUAAGAAUUCUAGCAGUUUAUCUGAAAACUCGACUGAAAUAUCAUGUACGGAUGGGAGUGUUGUGGAUCCUGCAGUUGCAGAAUGUUUAUGUGGUAUUUUACUGUCGCUUAAAAAGGAGCCAAACUCGUUAUCAGUAGCUUCAAAGGUGCAAAAUGUGGUACCUAACACCAUAUCCGUUUGCACUUAG